UAGACACCAUUUCUUUGUCUGACAUACAUUCUUAUACCCCAACCAGCCCCGUCCCACAGACAGCUUAUUCUUUGCUCCCGCAAUAAUUUACCUUCACGACUGGCGCCGGCGAGCGCAACUCUUCGCGCAAGAUGAGGGCAAGCAGGAUAUGUCUCACUCUCGGAGUGGCUCACCUCGCGAAAUGCCUGCCGGCACAUGUUGUCUCAAAAGAAACGCUUAGAGAUGUCACAGAACUCGAUGAAUUCGCGCGGCCAGUGAUGCCUAGUCAGCUAGAGAGGCAAACGACAGAACGCAAUGAUAUGCUCGUGGUGUAUCUGGUGGUGGCCUUCGUACUGUGGGUUAUCGUGAUGGAGACGGGGAAGAGUCUUUUUCGAAGGAAGCCAGAAGCAAUUCGGAUGGAGCAAACACUAGUUGAGCCGGUCUUGACAGUCGAUGCAUUAACAGCGCACCAACGCAGUACCCAGGAUGAGAAACAGAGGCUGCGAGUGUAGACAGUUUGGACGGGAGCAGCAAACAGCUGCAAACAGCAAAGCAUCGGACCGGCGUCAUGGGAGAUUCAUGAUAUCCCAGCAUCAACCCUCCUUGUUUCGGCGUUUUGUUUCGCAUAUUUACCCUUUACAUGUUGUACGGCGAAGCACGCAUUUUUGUCGCAAUUUCUUCAUUGGGGGCAUGGUUGACCAGCCAUGAGCUCACCUUAGGGUGUGGUGUCUA
Molecule: messenger RNA, 711 nt
Organism: Canariomyces notabilis
Lineage: Eukaryota; Fungi; Ascomycota; Sordariomycetes; Sordariales; Chaetomiaceae
Exons: 2
Coding region: 132-491 (119 amino acids)
Source: RefSeq, a predicted model, not a curated record